AACUAUGAACCUCCAGUAUCCGAUCGUGAAAGUUGGUGGCGUACUACAAUCAAAAAUACACCAAUUCCUGGUACAUACAAUACACAUUUGAACACAUUUAUCAAAGAAAUAGUAGCUCGUCCAAUGACAUAUGGUUUUAAAAGUGAUGGACGACGACGUGAUCCACAACCAUUAGAACCUAAAGGUAAAGAAUUAUUACCUGGUGCAUAUGCAGUGGAAGACUUUGUAGAACGAAUGAAUCAACUUCGACUUUCAUAUGGUUUCAAAGGUCCUGAACGAGAAGGUCUUUUAAAAAAAACAAUGUCAGUUAAUCAAGAUAAGGAUAUUGAUGUACCACCAGGACUUUACGAAACACAAAAAUAUCAUACAAUUGAUGUUUCUAUUGAAUCAGCCAGACAUAGUUUUUUUAAGUCAAAAACUACACGAAGACUAUUCCUUCCAAAAAUCGGUCCAGCACCUAGUGAUUAUGAACCUAAAACUAAUGUGAUCAACGUACAUAGUCCAACAAUAACAUCCUCAUUUAGAAGUCGUACUGAUCGAUUUCACAGAAAAUUAGCAAAAGUACCUGGUCCAGGAACUUAUGAUAAACUGACGAUUUUUCCAACACCGAAACAGAUCAAUACAUUAUCAAUGCGUGGAGUCUUUUUUAAUGCGAACUAUGCAGAUAAAGCUUCAACUAUUGCCUAA
Messenger RNA from Rotaria sordida, 687 nucleotides. Lineage: Eukaryota; Metazoa; Rotifera; Eurotatoria; Philodinida; Philodinidae. The record is from the annotation of a GenBank genome assembly.